Molecule: messenger RNA, 437 nt
Organism: Fopius arisanus
Lineage: Eukaryota; Metazoa; Arthropoda; Insecta; Hymenoptera; Braconidae
Product: predicted GPI-anchored protein 58
Exons: 3
Source: RefSeq, a predicted model, not a curated record
UUGGUAAACAUGGCAGACAAAAAUCCGGAUUUAAAUGAUCCCAUCAUCGCCGAGCUGUGGCGGGCAUUCGUGCGACGAGCAACGAAUCCAGGAUUGCCGAUGGUAUUAGUACCUUCUAGUACCCCCCCAAGGCCGUUUCCCCAACAAGUUGUUCAGGAUUCUGGACCACUGGGUCAAGAUCAUGCUCCACUGGCCCAGCAUCCAGUACCAGUGGCCCAGGAUGCAGCACCGGUGGCACAGGAUCCAGCUCCAGCAGCCCAGGAUCCUCCACCAGCGGCUCAGGAUUGUGCAGCAGUGCCCCACACUGCUGCAACAGUACCCGCUCCUCCUGCUGGCCACGCGGAGCUCCUUGGUGCUCUUUUGAGGAUCGAGGAGCUCCUGCAUAACCAAAAUGCGGAGCAGAAGAAAUCCAAGAAGACGAAAAGGAGAGGAUUUUG